Messenger RNA from Linum tenue, 2401 nucleotides. The record is from the annotation of a GenBank genome assembly. NCBI's taxonomy places the organism in Eukaryota, Viridiplantae, Streptophyta, Magnoliopsida, Malpighiales, Linaceae.
AAAAAACAAAUUGGUCUGGUUGUUCUAGGGUGUCUCCUUCGUUUCUUCCCUCUGCUAAAGGCCGCUUUCCACAGCCUGACCUUUUUCUUCUUCCCCUAUUAUUUAGUCGCACUCUUCCCCCAAUUUCCAGACCUCGGCAUUCCCACUUAUAACAGUUCUUCUUCCACCCAUCUUCCUCAACCUCUGACCUUCUCAGAAUCUCCUUCCCUGAGAAUGUAAAUUUCGUUCGCCGGAGAUCACUACUGGGUUUUUCCCCUUCUUUUUUCUACCCUUCUCGAGUAGCCCGCCGGACGAACAGAAGCAAAAAAAAAAAAAAAAAAAACAGCUAAACAGACUCCGUCCUGCCAUGGCUCUCCUGCUCCGUUCCUCUCUGCUCGCUUUGAUCUGCAUUGCUCUGCUCUCGACCCGUUGCUUUGCCGCCGACCCAACGGUCUCUUACGAUUACAAACUCACUUACAUUACCGCCUCUCCUCUCGGCGUUCCUCAACAGGUGAUUGCUGUGAAUGGACAGUUCCCUGGUCCACUCCUGAAUGCUACUACCAACUACAAUGUUGUUGUGAAUGUUAUCAAUGAGUUGGAUGAAGGUCUCCUCAUUACUUGGCCUGGGAUUCAAAUGCGGCGAGAUUCGUGGGAAGAUGGAGUCCGAGGCACAACAUGUCCAAUUAGGCCAAAGAGGAACUUCACUUAUAAUUUCCAAGUAAAGGAUCAAAUUGGGAGCUUCUUCUACUACCCAUCCCUCAAUCUCCAGAGAGCAUCUGGAGGUUUUGGCCCUGUUGUUAUCAACAACAGGGAGGUUAUUCCAAUCCCUUUUGCACAACCUGACGGUGACAUUAACCUCCUCAUUGGAGAUUGGUACACUCAAAACCACACGGCAUUGAGGACUACUCUUGAUUCUGGGAAUGAACUUGGAAUGCCUGAUGGUGUUCUAAUUAAUGGGAAGGGACCUUUCAAAUACAACUCUAGUGUACCUGAUGGCAUCAAGUACGAAACCCUUAAUGUCGAUCCAGGAAAAACUUACAGAUUUCGGGUACACAAUGUGGGCACUUCAACAAGUUUGAACUUCAGAAUUCAAGGUCACAAUCUGCUACUGGUGGAGACAGAGGGACGUUAUACAUCACAACAGAACUACACAAGCUUUGAUAUCCAUGUGGGCCAGUCUUACUCGUUCUUGGUCACCAUGGAUCAGAACGCAACUACUGACUACUAUGUUGUGGCAAGCGCCCGAUAUGUAAAUGAAACAGUUUGGCAGAGAGUCACUGGUGUUGCCAUCUUGCACUACUCCAAUUCCCAGGGACCAGCCGCUGGUCCUCUUCCUGAGGCACCAAAUGAUAUCUACAACCAGUGGUCUGCCAUGAACCAGGCAAAGACCAUCAGGCAAAAUACGUCUGCAAGUGGGGCUAGGCCGAAUCCACAGGGUUCAUUUCACUACGGCCAGAUCAAUAUUACCGACACAUACAUUCUAAGAAGCUUGCCACCAGUUUCAAUCAAUGGGAAAAUGCGCGCAACUCUCAAUGGAAUAUCGUUCCGAAACCCGGACACUCCAAUCAGGCUUGCUGAUGUACACAAGGUGAAGGGAGCUUACAAGCUUGAUUUUCCCACUCAGCCAAUGAACAGACCUCCAGUGGUGGACACAUCUGUUCUAAAUGCUACAUACAAGGGCUUUGUCGAGAUCAUACUGCAGAACAAUGACACCAGAUUGCAGAGCUUUCACAUGGAUGGUUACUCAUUUUUUGUUGUGGGGAUGGACUGGGGAAUCUGGUCGGAGAGCAACAGGAAUGGAUAUAACAACUGGGAUGCCAUUUCUCGCUCCACUGUUGAGGUGCAUCCUGGAGCAUGGACCGCUGUUCUUGCAUCCCUUGACAACGUGGGUGUAUGGAACCUGAGAGUAGAGAAUCUCGACAGGUGGUAUCUCGGUCAAGAGACAUACAUGAAAAUAGUGAACCCUGAGGAGAAUGGUGAAACUGAGUUUGCUCCACCAGAUAAUGUAGUCUACUGUGGUCAACUUCAGAACCUGGAGAAGGACAACAAGUCCAAUGCAGGUUCAACAAUGGCGAGGAGGACAAACGUGUUUAUCAGUCUGGCCAUGGCGCUUUCUGCUGUGUUCUUCUACAACAUUUUGGUCUGAAACAUUUUUAUAGGAGGUUUGGGCGGGAAAAUGAAACAAAGAGAUACGAAGAAGGGUCAUUGAUGAAAUGGAAGUGGUCAUUGAUCUGUUGAUUUGUUAGAGAAUGUAUACAUCUGGGUUGGUCGAGUUAUAGGGCUUUUUUUCCUGCUGAUUUAACUGUGCAGCUUCUUCUCUAAAGUUAUUGUCUUGUUCAUAGAAAAAAAAUGGUUCUUCUCAAUUUGUUAGUGCUAAUCAGUCACGCAUUGAAAAUCAAUCCAUUCCCCUUUUAUUUUGUGU